Messenger RNA from Fraxinus pennsylvanica, 2082 nucleotides. The record is from the annotation of a GenBank genome assembly. Lineage: Eukaryota; Viridiplantae; Streptophyta; Magnoliopsida; Lamiales; Oleaceae.
AUGUAUCUGCUCCAUUCAAUGCAUUUUUGCAGAUUCAGGAAGAAACCUUUAUCAGAAGCUUUUCUCUGGUUAAAACUACAAGAAAUAUUCUAUGGCCUCAAAAGGAGAAUAGCUAAUGCUGAAAACAAAUUCAUGACCAACCUAAAGUCAGAUAGAAAGGCUCUUCUUGAUUUUGUUUCUGGUGUACCUCAUGGACGGAGACUCAAUUGGAACACUAAUUCUUCAGUUUGCACAUCUUGGUCUGGAGUCAUUUGCAGUCCAAAUGGUACUCGGGUAGUGGAGCUCCGGCUUCCUGGAAUUGGACUCCUUGGUCCUGUUCCACAAAACACCUUAGGUAGGUUAGAUGCACUCGAGACUCUCAGCCUCCGAUCCAAUCUCCUGGACGGGAAUCUUCCAUCUGAUAUUCUCUCUCUUCCUUCCCUCCGCUACGUAUACCUCCAACAAAACAAUUUCUCAGGUGACAUACCUUCGUCUCUUUCUGGACAACUAAAUGUGAUUGACUUUUCCUUCAACUCUUUAGCUGGGAACAUUCCAAUCACAGUUCAAAAUUUGACAAGUCUCAGUGUUUUGAACCUACAGAACAAUUCUCUCACGGGUUCCAUUCCUGAUUUCGACCUUCCAAUGCUUAAACAAUUGAAUUUAAGCAAUAAUCGACUGAAUGGUUCAAUUCCAUCAUCCCUCAAAGCAUACCCUGCCUCCUCAUUCGUAGGAAACUCUAAGUUGUGUGGGAAGCCCUUGAGUAAAUGUUCUUCUAUAACACCCUCGCCUUCUCCCUCUCCCUCUCCCUCUCCCUCGCCUUCUCCCUCUCCCUCUGCCCCUUCCUCUCCCUCUCCCUCUCCCUCUGCAUCUCUUUCUCCUCCUGAAGCUACCUUUCCUUUAUCUCCUUCUUCGUCUGUCCAGCCAUUUUCACCAUUGGUUCCUGAAAAGCAAAAAUCCAAGAAAAAGUUGAACAAAGGGACUACAAUUGCCAUUGUAGCAGGUGGUUCUGCAGUGCUAUUUGUCCUAGUUUUAGCGAUGUUGGUAUAUUGCGUGAAGAAAAGGAAAACUGCUGGAGGCAGUGUACCGAAUGGGAAGCCCUUACAUGGAGGAAGAAGCGAGAAACCUAAGGAAGACUUCAGCAGUGGAGUCCAAGGCUCAGAAAAGAACAAAUUGGCUUUCAUAGAAGGCUGUUCCUACAAUUUCAAUCUUGAGGAUUUAUUGAGAGCCUCAGCUGAGGUGCUGGGUAAGGGAAGCUAUGGUACAACAUACAAAGCUAUCUUAGAGGAUGGAACAAUAGUGGCUGUGAAGCGUCUCAAAGAAGUUUUUGCUGGGAAAAGAGAGUUUGAACAACAAAUGAAGACUAUUGGGAGGUUGGAUCAACACCCAAAUGUUGUUUCCCUUUGUGCUUAUUACUACUCCAAGGAUGAGAAACUCCUAGUCUAUGACCACAUGGCUAAUGGUAGCUUGUCCACACUAUUACACGGAAACAGGGAGUCUGGAAUAACACUUGAUUGGGAAUCGAGAUUGAAAAUUUCUUUUGGAGCAGCAAAGGGAGUUGCACAUAUUCAUUCGGUUGCUGUUGGGAAAUUGACCCAUGGAAAUAUUAAGUCUUCCAAUGUUCUCCUUAACCAAGACUUAAAUGGCUGCGUCUCAGAUUUUGGUCUUACUCCUCUCAUGGGACUCCCCACGGUUCCAUCAAGAAGUGCGGGAUAUCGAGCACCUGAAGCAAUUGAAAAUAAGAAAUCCACCCAAAAGUCUGAUGUCUACAGCUUUGGUGUUCUCCUCCUGGAAUUGCUCACUGGUAAAGCUCCAGUUCAGUCACCUGGUCAUGACGAAGUAGUAGAUCUACCACGAUGGGUCCAGUCUGUCGUGAGAGAAGAAUGGACAGCAGAGGUUUUUGAUGCCGAUUUGAUGAAGUAUCAAAAUAUUGAAGAAGAAAUGGUGCAAAUGCUUCAGAUUGCUAUGGCAUGUGUUGUGAAGGUGCCUGAGAUGAGACCUACAAUGGAUGAAGUUGUUAGGAUGAUAGAGGACAUCCGGCAAUCUGAUUCCGAGAACCGGCCAUCAUCAGGGAAGUCCGUGAGCCCGAUUAGUCCAACAGUGUAA